Dalotia coriaria is the source of this 1101-nucleotide messenger RNA. RefSeq lists its product as uncharacterized. The transcript has 4 exons. The record is from RefSeq and is a predicted model, not a curated record. The coding region runs from base 199 to 981 and encodes 260 amino acids. Lineage: Eukaryota; Metazoa; Arthropoda; Insecta; Coleoptera; Staphylinidae.
AAAGUUAUUAAAACAAAUAAUUACAUUAAUCAAACGCGCUGUGAUAACACUGAUCGACUCGCCGUCGAACGGUGAUUAAUCGAGGCGGCCAACGUCAUUGGGUAUUUGAUUGAUGUAAUUACGGCCGCGGCGACACGUUUCUAUUAAUCAGCGUUUCAACUCACAACACACAUCAUAACAAAUAAUCGCGUGCGAGAAAUGGAGACCAGCUCACCGAAGCUACACAUGAAGACGAAGACGUUAGAAUGUAUCAAGAUGUUGCAGGCGUACAAAAAAAUGUCCGAUCUUCCGGAUAACCACAAUCAAUUGCUGAAGGAGAAGACUAUGCUGUUGUUUAUUGCCAAUUUGCUGGCGACAAAAAACGAAGAGAUCUUGCAAUUGUGUUUGGAUAUCCUGGUGAAUUUCGUUGAUGUCAACAAGAAUCAUCAGGCUAUACUCAAUGUAUUUGGACUCUAUGAAGGCUUAAGUUAUUUAGCUAUAAAGACCAAAAAAUACUCGAAAGAAAUAAUUGAGAAAGUAAAUUACGUUUGUGAACAGCUAAAAACAGCAAUGAAACGCCCAAGAACGAACAGAGUUAAUUUCAGGAAGUAUAAUGUUUACAAUUUAUAUCUAUCCGAUUUAACUGUUGAAUCGAAGUGUUCAUAUGAAGUUUUAUUAUUGGAAGUACAAGGAAUCGUCUCUUUUGUAAUCGAUUUGGAGAGCAACUCUUGUAUGAUUCGCACAUGUAGCCCGCAUAAAAUUCAAGACAUAAUCAAAGCCAUACGCGGUUUAUCCGGCGCAACACCGCUGCUCAUCGUGUUCAACGACAAAGGCAUCAAGGAAUACGUUGAUGCGUUCGACUCCCCAGCACAGGAUCUGCAAUACGACGAUGAAAAGAGUUUUGCUGAGGCACCAAUUAGUUUCUUUCGCAGCACGUUUAGCCACACGAAGAACCGAAUUAAAACGUUACUCGAGACUGUAAACGAUCACUUCUACUGGUGAUAACUGAUAAGAACUCGCAAACCUGUUCUGUUCUGCACUUGCUUUGUAAACAACUCGAAUGUUCGUUCGUUUAGUGUACCUAGCGCCCCCUGCAAUAAAAAUAUACAACUAGAUUAGAAA